UUUUUUUAACGCUACAACAGAGCGUGAAGGUAGGGCAGAAAGGCAAAUGAAGCAAACUACAAGCAAUGUGAUUCUCAAAAGCUUGAAAAACAGGAUGCUUCUGAUGGUUUUCUGAACGCGAUUUUUCAACACCGUUCAGUCAGUUCUCAGAUAAAGGUAAAGUGCAGAACACCUUAGUGCCCUCACUGCGACAUUGUUAUUCAACCUAACCGGUGGAUUGCAGGGAACGGCUCAGCAAGACAUUUUCAAGUGAAAUUCUUUUGGUUGCUGCAUUGUUUUCUGCUUACAAACAUUGAAAUUUCCGGAAAAUGAAUGGACAAAGUUUCUUCGUAUUGACAUUGAUGACGGUAGGUCUGUCCAAAGGAAAAUUAGUGGAACGACAAACAAAUAGGGCAGAAAGGUACACACUUGAGCACAACGACAUCAGCAGUACACGUUACUUGGGAGAAGCUUGUGUUUCGAGUGGCGCCUGCCGUCGUGGAAAUCGUGACAGCGUUUGUCAUCAUGGCGUCUGCACAUGUCUGCCAUUUCACAUGGCUCAAAAUGCCACAACCUGUCUUCCAACUGCUUUACUCGGAUUUGAAUGCUUUGCUAAUUCUCAGUGCAGUUUACGCGUACCCAAUUCAGGAUGCAUAGAUGGGACGUGCCAGUGUAGCAGGGGCUAUACUCCUUAUCGUCGUCAUCUUUGUCUUCCACCGGCACGCUUGGGACACAAAUGCUUCGGUGACGAUCAAUGCCGUUUGUCUGAUAAACAUUCCUAUUGCAAGUUUAUCAUUCCAAAUGUGUAUGGUCGUUGUUAUUGCGACGAAACAGCUGAACACUUUGGCCAAAGUUGCAUCAAGCCACGAUUGGCUAUUGGUUCACGGUGCUCCUCUUCUGCCGAAUGUAAAGCUCAUAUAAAAAAUUCAUUGUGCCACGAUUCUACCUGCGUUUGUGACUACGGAUUCACUAUCGGUUGGACCGACAACCGAUGUGUUGCCACCCUGAAAGGUUUGAACGAGAACCAACUUAAUUUCAACCAGAAAGCGAGCAUCGGCCAGCCGUGUACAUCGUGGGCUCAAUGCCAAGCUGCUGAUUUCAAUUCCGGCUGUAUUGACGGCUAUUGCCAGUGUAUCGCCGGUGAAGCGCAAUGCGGGAGAAACAAUACUGGAUGCCAUCCCCUCACCUUCCAGUGUAGGUCUUCUGGACGUUGCAUCAGCCGUUCAUUAACUUGUAACGGGCAUGCCGAUUGUGAGGAUGCCUCUGAUGAAAUCGAUUGUCGUCGACGUCCCUGUCCAACCGGCUCCUUUCCUUGUGGAGCUCAUUGCAUAUCGGGAAUGUUUAUUUGCGAUGGAAUCCAACAUUGUGCCGACGGAUCAGACGAAGAUCGAUGUCAGGUAGAAGAUGGCGAAGAUUGCCCAGGAAACAGUUUUAAAUGUAACGACGGAACCUGCGUACCGGAACACGCUUUUUGCAAUUCGAUUGUUGACUGUAGUGAUGGUAGCGAUGAGCCAGAACAAGCAUGCAAACGGGAAUAUCGAAAAAAGAAGUCCGACGAGUAUUGCCCCGUCAAAUGCGGCAAUGGAAGAUGCAGAAGUGCGGCUGUUUUAUGCACAGGCCAGGACGGAUGUGGUGAUAAUACAGACGAGAAGCAAUGUGAAAUCUGUCGCUGCCCUACCAUCGUUCACCAAGUAUAAUAGCACGAUGUCCCAUGGUUCCACUAUGAUAAAUUAAAGUUUUUGAUUGUUUUUGCAACUGAUAGCAAAAUACAUAGUAUGGAUUCGUCUGCUG
This is a messenger RNA of Daphnia carinata, 1770 nucleotides long. RefSeq names its product low-density lipoprotein receptor-related protein 2-like. The coding region runs from base 309 to 1676 and encodes 455 amino acids. The transcript is spliced from 11 exons. Gene Ontology annotation, molecular function: protein binding. NCBI's taxonomy places the organism in Eukaryota, Metazoa, Arthropoda, Branchiopoda, Diplostraca, Daphniidae. The record is from RefSeq and is a predicted model, not a curated record.